Messenger RNA from Linum tenue, 672 nucleotides. The record is from the annotation of a GenBank genome assembly. Lineage: Eukaryota; Viridiplantae; Streptophyta; Magnoliopsida; Malpighiales; Linaceae.
AUGGAUUCCAGUCAUAGCCAUAAUAAUAAUACUAAGAAACCAAGCAGCAAGAUCAGCGACAUCGUCAGCCUCCAACGCAUCCUCAAGAAGUGGAAACGCAUCGCCACCACCACCACCACCGCUCCCUCCACCCCCACCGCCGCCGCCGCCACCACCAGCAAGAGCAUGAAGUUCAUCAGACGAACAUUCUCAUUCAACGACGUCGCGUCAGCAGCCACAUCCUCCUCAUCAAACGGCGCCGUCCCCAAGGGCUCCGUCGCCGUCUGCGUGGGGAAAGAGCUGAAGCGGUACGUGGUCCCCACCGAGCACCUGGGCCACCACGCGUUCCGCGUUUUGCUCCGCCAGGCCGAGGAGGAGUUCGGGUUCCAGCAGGAAGGCGUGCUCCGCAUCCCGUGCGACGUCGCAUCGUUCGAGGCCAUCCUCAAGGUCGUCCGGGGCAAAACGACGCCGUACUCGUCGUCGGACCACCACGUGUACGACAAUGACAUGAUGAUGAUGAUGUCGGACGGGGAGGAGGACUACGAGGAGCAGUACUGCCACCAGUUCGGGUUCCCAGCGUCGCCGGCCACCGGGAGCGGAGGGUGCUGCUCGCCGUCGUCGUCGUCGGCGGAUUCGGAUCAGUACCACGGCCACCAGCAGCAGCAUCAUCACCACCCGCAAAUGUGCAGAUGA